AGCCUGACGCCGGUCCGGAUCAGCUCUCCCAGGUCUGUGCGUCUGCGCUCGCCGUGUCAACGUCGUCCUCUACGGAGGGGAGAGACGACAGCUGGGCCUUUUUGUCAGGAAGUGAAAUGAUAACCUAAAGGCGCCUCGACCACAACAUUCGCCUGCUUUCCUGCGCUGACCGGACUGCCAUGCCGCCGCAGCGAGUGUUCGCCCUGCCGAGGCAGCAGUCUCUGCUCCUGCCUGCGGUCAUCAACCCGUUUGUUCAAGACACCAAACUGCCCAAAGCUGCUUUAAUUAAAUGCGUCCUGCUGGGAAUCUUCCUGGUCCCUAUUCGCGCCAUCCUCGCGUCCCUGGUUCUGAUGGUGACAUGGCCAGUGUCUGUCAUUAUAACCUUCAGGUAUCCUCUGAAAGGAGCCGUGGAGCCAAUGACGGGCUGGAGACGAUUUCUGUGCCGAAGGGUGAUGGCUGCCUUGGGAAGGGCUUAUUACUUCUGCAUGGGCUUCAGAGUGGUGGUCAAGGGGAAGCAGGUCACCAGCAGUGAGGCCCCCAUCCUGGCUGUGGCCCCCCACUCCACCUUUUUUGAUGGGAUUGUGUGCGUUGUAGCCGGCCUGCCCUCCACCGUCUCCCGGGUCGAGAACUUGGCUACACCCAUCUUUGGCAGGUUUGUGCGCUGUCUCCAGCCAGUGCUGGUGUCCAGAAAGGACCCAGACUCCAGGAAAAAUACUAUCCAAGAGAUAGAGAAGAGAGCCAAAUCUGGAGGCCACUGGCCACAGGUUCUGAUAUUUCCAGAGGGGACAUGUACAAAUCGCUCAUGUCUCAUUACUUUCAAACAAGGUGCCUUUAUCCCAGGCGUCCCAGUGCAGCCUGUGCUUAUGAGGUACCCCAACACACUGGAUACAGUGACUUGGACUUGGCAGGGUUUCAGCUCGAGGACGCUUCUGCUUCUAACACUGAGCCAGCUGUACACCACAGUCGAGAUAGAGUUCCUGCCGCCGCAUAUCCCCACAGAUGAGGAGAAGAAAAGCCCCCCUCUGUUUGCCAGCCGAGUGCGAGAAACCAUGGCUCAGGCUUUGGGAGUUCCAGUGACAGACCACACAUAUGAAGAUUGCCGCCUAAUGAUCUCAGCUGGUGAGCUAACACUUCCCAUGGAAGCUGGCCUGGUUGAGUUCACCAAAAUCAGCCGAAAACUCAAUCUGAAAUGGGACAAUGUAAGGAAGGAACUGGAGGGUUUCGCAUCCAUGGCCAGCUCCUGUAAGGGAGGACGCAUAACCAUCGAGGAGUUUGCCAGAUUCCUGAAGCUACCUGUCAACCCAGUCCUCGAGGAGCUGUUUGCAUUAUUCGACAGGAACGGAGACGGCACCAUUGACUUCAGAGAGUAUGUCAUCGGUGUGACCAUCCUGUGUCGGCCAGCUAACACGGAAGAUGUACUACGAAUGGCUUUCCAGCUGUUUGACACAGAUGAGGAUGAGAAAAUCACCCGAGAAGAGUUCACUGCUCUGCUGCGCUCUGCUCUGGGUGUGUCAGAUCUGAACAUGGCCAAACUCUUCAAGGAAAUUGAUGCUGAUGGUUCUGGUUUCAUCACCUUCAGUGAAUUUCAAGCCUUUGCAACAACCCACCCGGAGUAUGCAAAGCUCUUCACCACCUACCUGGAGCUUCAGAGAUACCAAGCGAUCCAGGAGGCAAGGCCGGGAGAACUGGAGUUGGCCGGUCAGACCAGUUCAGAGGAAAAACAAGAAGACAGCACCUCUGAUAAAAAAGACGACUGAGACUGAAAAUGACCGGGAAAUUUACUUGACUGCACUGAGAGAAAAAAUGCAAGACUGUCAUCUUGUUGAAGUAUAAAUAGUACAUUCAAGUUAUCGCCACAGCACAGCCAUAUUCAGUCAAACGCUUGCAGUUUUAUAGACGGUUUUAGAGUGCUUGUGUUUUCAAUUUUAGUGCCUUAUAGAUAUUUUAAAAAACUAUUUCCCCAAGUCGUUGCACAAGGAACAUGUUUUGUGACUUUUUACAUCCGUAAAGUUGUGUGCGUGCUUUUGGUUAUGUGUCCAUCAAGAGAAAAAAAAAACAAAAGGAUGAAAAAAUGUCAAAAAAACAUCGAGUGUUUGUGAUUUGAUUAACUGUCUGAACCAAACUUUAGAGUUCUGAUCUUAGAGACGAUGUGUUAUGAUAUACUUAAUCGCUAUUUUUUGGACUGUUUUUGUGUAGCCUGACCUUACCUUCUCUUGAACUGAGAUGAACACAGCCGGGUGUACCUUAUCCUUUGUCUUUGUAUUGUUUUCUGUAAAUGAGUGAGGAAAUUGCCAAACCAACACAUUUUUAAAUAUAAACAAAGAGUCCUUGUGCUUCUGUGUUACAAUAUAAUUAGUGUACAGUAAGCUUUAUUAAGAUCGUUCCAGUCUGGCAACCCAGAGAUGUUCUGUAUUAAAGCUACGUCUACAGCAAGCAUAGAUGCUGUGCAUUACACUUUUUUCCAGCGCUCAGGGACACAGACCUUGUAAGACGGCUGUAUAAUUAGCCAGAGGUUUGCUUUGCAUGUGUAUCCAUUUGCAUUUCUACUGAAGAUCGUUGUUGCUGAGACAGCAGCGUGUCUGUGCAGCUUUAAGUUUACUAAAGCAAAUCAACCACUGAAAAUAGGGCAAUUUGUGAGCAAAAAGGCAACAGUGCUUCUUCACAACAGCAUAUUCCAGUGGGGUAUGCUUUCAGAUUAACUAGAGGCAUUGUUAUUUAUUUAGCAGGGUGUAUUACAAUUAUGUGAUUUUUUUCCCUCCUUUUUUUGUUAACACUGCAAAGUUUGCUUUUUAAAAUAAAACAAGAAUAUGAUUCUGUAA
Molecule: messenger RNA, 2819 nt
Organism: Amphiprion ocellaris (clown anemonefish)
Lineage: Eukaryota; Metazoa; Chordata; Actinopteri; Pomacentridae
Gene: lpcat2
Product: lysophosphatidylcholine acyltransferase 2
Exons: 14
Coding region: 180-1757 (525 amino acids)
Cellular component (GO): endoplasmic reticulum
Molecular function (GO): 1-acylglycerophosphocholine O-acyltransferase activity; calcium ion binding
Source: RefSeq, a predicted model, not a curated record